CUUAACUUCAUCUUGUCAUCAACUCCAUCCUCACCUCCAACAUGGCUCCUUUAGCUACCGUAGGUAUUCUGUCAAUUGGAGAGAUGGGGAUGGGCAUCGCAAAGCUGCUCAUUGCUCACAACUUCCACGUCGUGACCAAUAUCGAGGGUCGAAGUGAAGAUACGCACGCUCGAGCCCGGAAGAGCAAUAUCGAGACGCUCCCUACGGACAUCUCUCUAGUCGAGAAAGCAGACUACAUCCUCUCCAUCGUGCCGCCGCGUGACGCCCUCACCAUAGCAACACGCAUCACGACGGCCUUCAACGCUGCCCAGGGGAAGCAAACCCCCCUCUACUACCUCGAUCUGAACGCCGUCUCUCCCCGCACCGCCCGCGAGAUCGCAGCGCUCUUCCAAUCCUCCGCUCCCGCGAUCCGCUUCAUCGACGGGGGCAUCAUCGGGCUCCCCCCAUCGCCCACCUCCUCCUCCGACCCAUCCCCAUCCUCCAACCCCAGCUCCACCAACAUCACAUGGCGCCAGCCCAGCAUCCCCGUCUCGGGCCCUCACCGACUCAACUCAGCCGCCGGCACCCCCGGCGCCUUGGAGCUCGCGCAGACCCUAAAGCUAAACCACAUCUCCGACGAGAUCGGGCCCGCGUCCGGGCUCAAAUGCAGUUUUUCCAGCCUAACCAAAGGCUUCACAGCUCUCUGCCUGCAGGCCUUCACGACUGCUUCCAACAUGGGAGUGUUGCCGCUGCUGCUGCAAGAGGCCGAGAUGCGCGCCCCGGGCCUGCUGAAGGCGGCUCGUGUGUACGUGCCGGAUAUGCCGCCCAAGGCGUAUCGCUGGGUGCGCGAGAUGCAGGAGUUGGCUAUUACGCAUGCGGAUGAGGGAGGGUUUGAAGGGGGUGCGGGACCUGGAGAGGGCGUCUUUGGACAGAUUGCGAAUGUGUAUAGGAGUGUAGCUGAGGAGACGGUGUUGGGGGAGGAGAAGACGGAGAGAAGGAAGAGGGGCACGAGUUUGGAGGAUGUGGCGAGUGCGAUGGGGGAGGGGUUGCAGAGUAAGAGGAGGAAGGUGGAGGAGGGGAGAUAG
This is a messenger RNA of Amorphotheca resinae ATCC 22711, 1064 nucleotides long. RefSeq lists its product as hypothetical. The transcript is spliced from 2 exons. The record is from RefSeq and is a predicted model, not a curated record. Bases 42 to 1064 code for a protein of 340 amino acids. NCBI's taxonomy places the organism in Eukaryota, Fungi, Ascomycota, Leotiomycetes, Helotiales, Amorphothecaceae. Gene Ontology annotation, molecular function: oxidoreductase activity, acting on the CH-OH group of donors, NAD or NADP as acceptor.